This is a messenger RNA of Ziziphus jujuba (common jujube), 760 nucleotides long. RefSeq names its product protein RADIALIS-like 3. The transcript is spliced from 2 exons. NCBI's taxonomy places the organism in Eukaryota, Viridiplantae, Streptophyta, Magnoliopsida, Rosales, Rhamnaceae. The record is from RefSeq and is a predicted model, not a curated record. Gene Ontology annotation, molecular function: DNA-binding transcription factor activity. The coding region runs from base 158 to 436 and encodes 92 amino acids.
CUAUCUCUCACUUUCUUACCUCCAGUAUAUAAAGACCACCGGUGCCAUUCUCUUUGCUCAUCAUCCCACAUUGAUUCUUUCUCACCUACCUAUAUUUAUAUAUUUUCCUCCCCAUUUCUCCCAAAAAAAAAGAAAAAGAAAAAGAAAAGAAAAGCCAAUGGCCUCCGGGUGGACUCCAAAGCAAAACAAGCUGUUUGAGAAUGCUUUAGCCAUCUACGACAAGGACACACCGGACCGCUGGCACAAUCUGGCCAGAGCCGUCGGUGGUAAAACCGUGGAGGAAGUGAAGAGGCAUUACGAAGUACUCGUGGAAGAUGUGAACAAGAUUGAAUCUGGCGAAGUCCCUUUGCCCAAUUACCCAAAAAUUGGAGGCACCAACAAAGCCUGCAAGUACAUGGAUGAAGAACAAAGGUUGAGGAGUCUGAAACUGCAAUGAAGGAUAUAUAGCAGAGUCCGAGAUGGAGGAAAUAAAUUGAAGAUGCUCCAGUUACUUUAAUUUACUUUAAUUCUAACGUAAAGUUCAGAGAGAGAAUGCAGUACUAGCAUGUGAAGGCAACGAGAAAUCAAACUGUGAUUUUUUUUUUUUUUUCGCUUUCUUAUAAUUAAUGUUCAAAUAUAUAUUAUCUUUUCAGCUGAACUCCUUGCUAAGAAAACGAAACGGGCCAUUUCCUUGGCUAAUAAAUAUCAAAAUGUUUGGCAUAUGCAAGUUUAUUUAGUUUGUUUUAAUUGAGAAAUUGCUAUUGUCUUCUUUCUCUCAUAA